ACGGCCGGAACUCUGCCACUUCCCGCCGGAAUGGCUACAUUCACAGCGAGUCAGCCGGAAAAAAGGAGAUGAAGCCUAGCAUGGUACAAUGCUGUGGAAACAGAAGAAAGGAUGAUUCCAGUUUAGAGUUUGAAGCUAUAAAGAAAGAUUACAGUAUAGUCUUUGAAGAUCCAACAAAAUUGUCUCCUCUGAGAAGUGUUUGAUCCUGCCUAGGGUCUAUGGACUAUGGCAAACAGCCUCUCCACCUCACAUUGGUGGAGGUUACAUCUUAUCCUCUCCAAACCCGAGAUAACAAUGAGAAGGGCAUCACAAUGAUCAGGGUAUGACGUAACAAAGCAAAAUGGCUCUACGCUUCUUUUAUAGUGAAGUAGUAAUGAGUCAAUGCAACUCCCAGCACUCAUGAUGGGUAAUCUGGUAACAAUGGGUUAGGCUGCAUACAUCCGACCUCCUUACCUCACAAUGGGCGGGACUGCCGGCAGCCUUUUCGGCACUGAGAUAUUGUUGUUGUCGUUCUUGGUAGAACUAGGUCUGUCACUCUAAAGCGCAAAUACGAAGAUGGCCAACCCUCUGGUGUCAAGCGGCAUGCUCAAGAAGUGGCUUCAAUCUGUUCAAGCUCAAAACUGUGUUCUGCAGCUGCUAAGGGAGAGUAUUUCCAACAACAUCAUCAUCAUGCUGAUGAGGGUCAGAAUAUAAUAAAGAAGAGUGGUAGUCAUCGACCCUCCAAAUUCCGAUGCGCUAUUUGUUUUGAGGAAGAACCAAUGUCUGAUGGGUUUGAAAUCAAGGUGUGUCAUCACGUCUUCUGUGCUACCUGCAUGACCACGUACGUUGCCACCAAGAUACGCCAAAACAUUGUGAAGGUCACAUGCCCGACCCCAAAAUGUCCCUCGGAAUUGAAGCCUAGACAUUUGCAGACCAUUUUGCCUCGUGAAGUUAUCGAUAGAUGGGAAACUGCAAGAUGUGAAUCCAUAAUUGCUGAGUCUCAGAAGACUUACUGCCCCUUUAAGGAUUGUUCGGUUUUGUUGGUGGAUGACGGAGGGGAAGUUGUGACCAGUGCCGAGUGCCCGUCGUGUCACCGGCUGUUUUGUGCACAGUUUAGGGUUCCAUGGCAUGGGAUGAUGACCUGUCGAGAAUUCCAAAGGAAGAAGAACAUGAACAAAAAUGAACAAGAUUUGGAUAACAAGUUCUUCAAGCUGGCCGAAAAGAAAAAGUGGCAAAAAUGCCCCAAGUGCAAGAUGUUUGUGCAGAGACGAAGUGGAUGUGAACACAUUAAAUGCAGGUGUGGAAGAAGCUUCUGCUACCAUUGUGGGGAUAAAUGGUAUUCUGGACAUAUAUGCAAGAAACAUCGUCCUUCUUCUUGAAGCAGGGCAGGGCAGGGCAAAAUAUAUGAGAUUUUGUGUUUUAGAAUUUUCAGUUCUGUUUAUACCAUUUCUGCUUCAUUAUCUUUAUUAGUUAAUCAGAAUUUUAUUAGUUAAUCAGAAUUUGAAAGUUUUUUUUUUCCGGCCAUAUGGUUUUUGGGGGUAAAUGCAUCAAGGGCUUAACCAAAAUAUACCCUGUUUAUGAGUGCAAAACUUAAAUCAUUAUUGUCUUCUUGCUAUUAUAAUUAUAAAAAUUGAUAUUGCGAAUUUUUUAUUUAAAUGAAUUUAACUACUUUUC
This is a messenger RNA of Cuscuta campestris, 1653 nucleotides long. NCBI's taxonomy places the organism in Eukaryota, Viridiplantae, Streptophyta, Magnoliopsida, Solanales, Convolvulaceae. The record is from the annotation of a GenBank genome assembly.